Molecule: messenger RNA, 1974 nt
Organism: Aspergillus ruber CBS 135680
Lineage: Eukaryota; Fungi; Ascomycota; Eurotiomycetes; Eurotiales; Aspergillaceae
Product: DUF2985 domain-containing protein
Exons: 4
Coding region: 1-1974 (657 amino acids)
Source: RefSeq, a predicted model, not a curated record
AUGGAUCGCAUUGAGCCGGUCGGUGGUCCAAACGACCGUUCCAGCGACGCCCCGUCCCCGGCGCCUGAUAACAACUCCCUAACGCCCACUGGCUAUUCCCCCAGACCUCGAGCUCUGUCGCGAUCCCGUCGUCCAAGCAUUCGUCUUUCCCGCCUCUCCUCCAUUUCUUCGUUGGGUAGUAGUGGCGACGACCCGAACCAGAACCCUCAGAACCCGAACCCGAACCGCCGGAAUGCUGCCGAUGAUAGCGCCACGGCGUUUCUCACCAGGAACAGGAGUCCCGGGCCUGGGAGAGAACAUACGCAGAUAGCUGAGGAGGAGGAUGAGUGGCAGGGUAAUCGUCGUCGGAGUAGCUCUGAGCCGCGUCCGGGACGAUGGUCGUCACCGUCUCCUGUUGCUCUGUCGCGCAUCGCAACGCCUAUGCUGCCGUUGGCAGAGGUGAGGUCCAACCAGACUACUGGUCUUCGUUCGCCAUCGGAAAGGCAAGAUAUCCCUGAGAACACUGGGAAUGAGGAUCAGGAGGAUUCUGAGAAGGUUGCCGUUAGACCUCCCCCGGUCGUGCGACCAAGGGGCGAUAGUCUCUUGCGGCGAACCAGUCAGGCGGCUUUGAGCCGGUUCUCCAGGAACCGCGCAUCGACAGUGAACGGUCCAAUCCCUAAGGUGACUGAUUGGAAUCAUUACCAGGAUGAGGACUAUGAUCGAACACAUGAAUACGAUCCGGAUAUUGUCAACGUUUUGGACGUUAUAGAUCCGGAAGUAUCCGCCCUAUCGACCCUGACCAACGUCCAAAACUCCCUCUUCGUCCCCGAUCUAUUUGGCUUUGUCAACCGCGAGCCCACCUACACCCUCUCUCCUCCCCGCCAUGAAGCUGUCACAGAGGAAGAAGGCACCACAACCGACGACGGCGGUGACAACCUCCAAGAGCCGCGUCCGGACAUGAAGAAUCUACGGCAUCUGUCUAGUAUAUCCUCGGUUUUGGACGCGGGGGAAACGCGAUUUGCCGUCUUGCCCGACGAGACCAACCUCGAGGGCUGGACCAAGCAAGAUUUGGAGGAAUUGAACGAUCAUGUCCGGCACAUGCUGCAUUCUCGCCGCUCUAAGUUCAAGCGUUCGAUGAAGGGAUUUGGACAGUAUGUUUCUAAACCAUUGGGAUUUUUGGUUACUCUCUACGCAACCCUAAUCACUCUCUUCGGAUUAGCUUGGGUUCUCUUCCUCAUCGGCUGGAUCAACGUUGGCGGAAAACAGCUCUACGUAAUCAACAUCAUCGACAACAUCCUUGUCGCCCUCUUCGCCAUCAUGGGAGACGGCCUCGCCCCCUUCCGCAUAAUAGACACCUACCACAUGAUCUUCAUAGCACGCUACACCUUCCUCACUUGGAAAAUCCGCAAACAGCGUGCCCUCCCCUCCCUAAAGAACAAAAACGACCUUCCCGCCCGCCGCGAAAUAGACAUCGACGUCGAAUGGGGAGACACCCCCAAAGACGAGGCCUACGAGUUCUCUGUCCUAGGCCCCAUACAACAAGCCCGUCUCAUCCACCACCAGAAGAAAUUCGCAAAGUCACACACAUUUUACAAACCCCACGAAACAGGCACACACUACGCCUUUCCCCUCCGUCUGCUCAUCGCCAUCGUCGUCGUGCUCGACUGCCAUUCCAUGCUCCAGGUCGCCCUAGGCACAUGUACCUGGAGUAUAGAUUACCACGUGCGCCCCUUCGCACUAACAACAGUCAUCCUCUGCUGCUCGAUCGCAUGCAGCAUCUCCGGCGGCGUGAUGAUCAUGAUUGGCGACCGGAGGACACGCAAAAAGGACGUCGUGGAACGUAUGUUCCGUCAAAAACUCACCUCCGAGGCCAUGAAGAUGAUGCAGAAGCGCAGGCUCAAGGAGGAGAAGAGGAAUGCGUCACUCAGUCAUACUUCUUCGGGGCCGUCGAAUUCGGCCCUGGUGUCGCAUAUUUCGCCGUAUGAGGGGACUUAA